Molecule: messenger RNA, 1361 nt
Organism: Trichomycterus rosablanca
Lineage: Eukaryota; Metazoa; Chordata; Actinopteri; Siluriformes; Trichomycteridae
Gene: trub1
Product: TruB pseudouridine (psi) synthase family member 1
Exons: 8
Coding region: 3-911 (302 amino acids)
Biological process (GO): tRNA modification; mRNA pseudouridine synthesis
Cellular component (GO): mitochondrion
Molecular function (GO): pseudouridine synthase activity; RNA binding
Source: RefSeq, a predicted model, not a curated record
ACAUGGCGGAGAACAGCAUGGCUGCAGUAAACAACGUCAGUUUAUCUAAGUUACAAUCUUUAAACGGUAUCUUUGCCAUUUAUAAGAAACAUGGACCCACUUCUGCUGAUGUGUUAAAUAUGCUUAAACAGAAGCUUUUAAAAGAGGCUGGAGUAGAGAAGACAAACCCAAAAAAGAGGAAGAAACAGGCUUUCAAAUUGGGUCAUGGCGGGACUCUGGACAGUGCUGCGUCUGGGGUUCUGGUAGUUGGGAUUGGUGAAGGGACGAAAAUGCUCACCUCCAUGCUUGCUGGAUCAAAGAAAUACACUACGGUUGGAAUGCUGGGAAAAGCUACAGACACCCUUGAUGCCACGGGAACUGUAGUUGAAGAAAAGAGCUAUGAUCACAUUACAAGAGAGGCAUUUGAGGAGAAGCUGAAGCAGUUCACUGGUGAAAUCAUGCAAGUCCCACCUCUGUACUCUGCACUGAAGAAAGAUGGGAAGCGUCUUUCAGUUUUGCUGAAGCAAGGGCAUGAAGUGGAAGCUAAGCCUGCACGUCCAGUUACAGUUUACAGCAUCUCACUUCAAGAAUUUAAUCCCCCACAGUUCACUCUGGAGGUGGAGUGUGGUGGAGGGUUUUAUGUCAGAAGCCUGGUGAAUGACCUAGGAAAAGCACUGUCCUCAUGCGCUCACGUACACGAGCUGAUCCGGACUAAGCAGGGUCAGUUUACUCUGGACGAGCACGCGUUAAAGGAGGAGCACUGGACCUUUCAGGAAAUUUCUCAGCGUCUACAGCCCUGUUCAAAGUCUUCAUCUGUACAAAACACCAGCAAAAAAAACAAAACACAGGACUCUCAGCUCAACCGUGAAUGUUCUGCUGAAGACCACAAAGCUGAGAAUGCUGGUGAAGAUCAUGGUCACGGCAGUAAUUAGAGACGAUCUGCUAGGUAGAGUGGAGGAAACCUCACUGGUGCACUGAUUUUGGGGAUUUAUGUUUAUUGUGGUUUCUUUAUUAAGGUUCUGACAUAUAAGGGAAAAGAGGUUAUUAAGUAAUCAUGCUUUGAGUUGAGAGCAGCAGGUUUAACAUAAUAAAAGCCCUUCAGAGUCACAUAUUGCUUUUAAUUAUGAUAUUGUUUUAUGACAAUGUUUAGAUGGCUGCCGUUGUCAUCCAGAGUGUGUUCGAAAAGCACUGAUUUUUUUAAUCCCCAAUUUGCAGUGAGCCUUUUUUCAGUUAUUUUCAUGCCACAGUACCAUAUUGCAGUUAUCAUUCUUUACUAUGUUGUAAGAUUAAACAAACAUACUUGAGCCUUUAUUUAUUUCAUUUUUUACAGAAGUUUGUCAGACAUUUUUUUGAAACCCAUUUGACAUUAAAAUCAGUACCUG